Octopus sinensis (East Asian common octopus) is the source of this 2734-nucleotide messenger RNA. RefSeq lists its product as uncharacterized. The transcript is spliced from 2 exons. The coding region runs from base 1051 to 1914 and encodes 287 amino acids. Gene Ontology annotation, molecular function: nucleic acid binding. Lineage: Eukaryota; Metazoa; Mollusca; Cephalopoda; Octopoda; Octopodidae. The record is from RefSeq and is a predicted model, not a curated record.
AGCAGAAGGACAAGAAGCUGCUCAGCAUUCAGCAUCCACAAGCACCAGUAACUGUGUGUGUGUGUGUGCGUUUUAAGAGACAGGCAGAUGAUGGGGAAAAAGAGAGAGAACUGCUUCUGCCACUGACUGAUCUUUGAAUAAAGAAUCCAGUCGUUGCCACCCACUGAUAGAUAGAGAGUUCUACAUUAAAAGAAAUUGAAACCUGUUUGUAAAAGUACACAGCCAGACAUGUAGGCAUGAAUGCGUGCAGGCACAUGCAUGUGUGUGUGUGUGUGUGUGUGUGUGUGUGUGUGUACGGGAACGUGUUCAGUGUAACAUGAAUCUAAAAGUGAGUGACAGGUCUCAUAGGUUCAGAUUCACACACACACACGGCUAUAUAUUUAAGAAUAUGCAUUUUUGAGUAUUUGAGAGUGUGUAUGUAAGAAAAGAAGGGUGUGAAAAUAUGUUUGUGAGAGAAAGUGUAAGAAUGUGUGUGUGUGUGUGUGUGUGUGUGGUAAAAGAAUACAGGAAACUGUAGGGAAGGAUGGUAACUUGUAAUUUGUUUUUGUUUUUAAGAAAAGAGAAAAAAAGAAGCAGACUUUCAGAGUUAGACCCAAAAUCAGAAUGAAAUUCAUAUUUUAAGAGAACAUAGAAUGAUAAGUAUGAUGGUCCACGAAACCUGAUCUCAGACUUUGUGAGAUGGACACACAGACACACACACUUAGCUGGGGAGUGGAGGGGGUGGACAAAAACAAUGAUGAUGAUGAUGGCUGUACAAUUUUUGAAAGUUAAAAAAAAAAAUUACUGCUCCCCUGUCCCCGCCCUCCUAUAUAUGAACUGAAUAAACUUGAAGAAUUUCUAUGGAAAUGUUUGAAGGAACAACAAGGAAAACUAUGAUUUGUGGUAAACAACUAAUUGAACAGUCGAUACCAAAGACUUUACCAUUUUUCAAACUUCCACUACCUUCUUUCUGCCAAAGAAUAAUAAGGAAGUCACAGAAGAAGUGAAAGAUAGAAUGAUAGACAGACAAACAGAGAGAAAUUGGAAGGAAUUCCCCCACAAUGAAACCCAAUGGAAUUAAUGAUGGCAGAUAAACUAAGCUUUGAACAAAGGAAAUUCACUCUGAAAUGCUACUGGAAGUGUGAAAACGUAGUUGAAGUGCAAAGAGAGUUUAGGAGGGAGUUUCAAGCAAAUCCACCAACGCGACUAACCGUCACUCGAAUUAGAGAUAAGUUUGAAGCCGAUGGAACUGUUCAGAAUGUUCAUGAGAAGCAUUCCAGAAGACCAAGAACAACAACAAUCCCCUCAAACCAAGAAGGAGUAUUGGAAAGGAAUCACCAAAGUCCAAGAAAAUCUGUGCAGCAAGAGAGUCGUGAGGCAGGUAUUUCAAAAUCUUCUGUCCAACGCAUUUUGAAGCGUUGUCAAUGGAAAAGUUACCUUCCAAGAUUAGUCCAUGCUAUUAAUGACGAUGGUCCAGACCGAAGAGUGCAGUAUUGUGAGUGGUGCUUGGUGCGAUAUGUAGAAGAAGCACAUUUACCAAAAAAGAUUGUGUGGAGGGAUGAGGCCACAUUCAAAUUAAAUGGUUCAAUUAACCGCCACAAUUGCACCUACUGGGGAUCUGAAAAUCCGCAUGUUAUGGUGGAACAACAUGUUAAUUUACCAGGAGUUACAGUGUGGUGUGGCUUAUCAUCAAGAGGAUUAACUGGGCCAUUCUUUUUUUAUGCUACUCUACUUGCUCCCGUUUACUUGAACUUGCUGCAACAGUCUCUCAUGCCAAGCUUUAGAGAAGACUUUGAAGAUGAGGAGUUUUAUUCUCAGCAAGAUGGGGCACCCCCACACUACCAUCGCGAUGUUAGAUCCUUCCUUGAUGAGAUCUUGCCAAACGAAGGGGUUUCAUUUAUUACCUGCCGUGUUCACCUGACCUCACACCACUAGACUUUUUGUGUUAUGGGGAUACCUAAAAGACAAAGUCUACGUUAUGAAACCUGCAACAGUCACUCAUUUCAGAGCAACCAUUGAACGAGAAUGCAUACAAAUACCAAACGAAUUGUUUCGUGAUGUUUACGAUUCUAUUGCUUCACUUUGUCAGCAGUGCCUGGACCAGAAUGGACGUCAGCUUGAAAACAGGCUGACAAAACAAUAAAUUAAGGUCUGUAGAUUCUAUAAAAUUUCGAAAAUUAAAUGUAUUUUAAUAAACACCUACUUUACAAUUAUAUAAAGUGUGUAUACAUUUUGGGGGGACACCCUGUAUAUAUAUAUAUAUAUAUAUAUAUAAUACUUUGCAUUGAAUAAUUCCGAGUUAAUAGAAGAUUCUUGGUUACAUACUUGCUGUGAUAUUAAAAGCAAACUGAAACUUUAACCAAAUACAAACGAAAGAUCAAACAACAAGAACGUGUAAAGACUUGGUUGGUAUUUAUUUAAUUUAGAAUUAUUUUGGCCUUAUAAAGUUCAUUGUGAACUUCGCCCUUUUUUUUUUUAACAACAAUCGGAGGGCGAACCGCUGUCGCCACUUUCACGUAGCUUUGCCACAAUUUUCUUGUUUCCACCAGUUUUCAGCAGAAAUUCAAUAAGAAGAAGAACGAUAACUCUUUAGUAAGGUAGACCAAGGGAGAUAACUAUUCCUUGUCCUCACAAAAGUAAAUGGAGAAGAUAUUUUCUUAGACUCAAUGGAUGGAGGUUAAAUAUAAUUUAUGGGAGGCGACAGAAUGAUUUCACCUCUCCUUAUAUAUUCUUCUUCCUCUUUUUUCAUUUUUCC